Molecule: messenger RNA, 733 nt
Organism: Onychostoma macrolepis
Lineage: Eukaryota; Metazoa; Chordata; Actinopteri; Cypriniformes; Cyprinidae
Product: cystatin-A-like
Exons: 6
Coding region: 194-499 (101 amino acids)
Cellular component (GO): cytosol
Molecular function (GO): cysteine-type endopeptidase inhibitor activity
Source: RefSeq, a predicted model, not a curated record
CUGGCUUAACAAGUUACAGUUUUCGUUAUUAUAGGAAAAAAUACACUUUUUUUCACAUUUGCUAGCAGGGUGCGGCACUUAAAGGUAUUAUAGUCACCCUGUAUCCUCUGACUUCUAUUGUGAUUUGCUUUGGACAUGAAGCUCAGCUUCUAUUGUGAUUUGCUUUGGACAUGAAGCUCAGCACACAGCAGUAAUGACAGAACUUGGAGGCUGGAGCGAAGUGAAGCCGGUCACUCUAGAAGUGAUCAAGAUUUGCCUUGAGGUGAGGCCAAUUGUCGAGAAGACGGUUGAAACUGAUUUUACUGAAACUUACAUUCCUGUGGUCUAUCGCUCUCAGAUUGUGAAUGGAGAAAAUUACCUGGUCAAGGUGUUGGUUGAUGAGGAUGGAGUGUGUGUUCACCUGAAUAUAUAUCAGACUCUUCCCUGUGACGGAGGGGAACUGAGUGUGACUGGAAUCCAGUACCCCAAACCCUUUGAUGACCUGCUGAUCCCCUUCUGAACACUAACAGAUGCACACAACAAAUAGUCUGUCUUUUCUAAUAACAGACAGAUGCAAUGAGUUGCCAUACUGUAUAGAGGAACUGUUGAACUCCUUUCUCUCCUCAAUAUUAAACUCCAAAACCAAACCCUCCAGUGUCAGUGUGUUUACUGAACAAUGUCAAACUCACUUCAUAAAUGGGUUUACACUGAAAUAACACAGCAUAAAUAUUCUUCGUUAUUGCAAAUGUUUAUA